Postia placenta MAD-698-R-SB12 is the source of this 909-nucleotide messenger RNA. RefSeq lists its product as hypothetical. Gene Ontology annotation, cellular component: nucleus. The coding region runs from base 1 to 909 and encodes 302 amino acids. The record is from RefSeq and is a predicted model, not a curated record. The transcript has 5 exons. Gene Ontology annotation, molecular function: RNA binding. Lineage: Eukaryota; Fungi; Basidiomycota; Agaricomycetes; Polyporales; Adustoporiaceae.
AUGUCUUCCAAACGCAAAUGGGACCAGGCUGCUCCAGAAGAGGGCGAAACACCCACAAAAGCAAUGAAGGGCGAAGAUGGAAAGACGGCGUCCGAGGCUGCUGCAGCCGCAGCCGCCAUCGCUGCAAAAAUUGCGGCCCAAUUCGCGAAUGCCGGAGCCGGAGGAGGGACGCCAUUGGGAAAGGAUCCACAUGAUGGAGAUUUUACGCAGGACAUUGACAUUAACGAUGUACGCAAUCGGUAUCUGUUGACGAAAGGCUCGACACAGACACAGAUCCAUGAGGAGACCGGAGCGUCCGUCAGCACUAAAGGUGUAUGGUAUCCUGACCGUUCGAAAGCUACAGAAAAGGACCCUCCUCUGUAUCUCCACAUUUCUGCCACGACGCAAGAGAUCAUGCAGAAAGCCGUCGAUAAAGUGAAUGAACUUAUUUCGAUGGACAUGGGGUCGCUGGUGGAGGACAAGAAGGACCGGUUGCGAGAACGGCGCAAGUGGCCAGAGGAAAAGAUUCCUGUAGGUAUCGAUACGAUCCGCAACUUCAACGUGCGCGCAAAGGUUGUAGGUCCCUCGGGCAUGUUCGUCAAGUAUAUCCAGCAAGAGACGGGGACUCGGGUGCAGAUCAAAGGUAUCGGUUCUGGUUUCGUUGACCAAGAGACAGGUCACGAACACGAUGAGCCCAUGUUCAUUCAUGUGACCGGGCCUGAUGAGGGUCAGGUUCAACGCGCGAAAGUCCUCACGGAGGACCUACUCGAGGUCGUCCGCCAGGAGCAUGCGAAAGUGAAGGCCGUUGUGCAGCAGCAACAGAUGGAGCUGCAUCAAGCCCAGAUCCAGUACGCCGCCUACAGUGCUUACGCCGUAUGUAUGCUCCACUCAUUCUCUCGUCCUUCUUAUACGACAGUCGCCGCGGCUUGA